UGGCCGCGGCCCGGGGAGCGGGGCCCGGCCGAGAACGGCUCCGAGUGCCGGAGCGGCUACGUGCGGCACAACAGCUCCUGCCGCUCCCUCUGCGACCUCGUGCCCAGCUACUGCCACAACGGCGGCCAGUGCUACCUGGUGGAGAGCCACGGGGCCUUCUGCCGGUGCAACACGCAGGACUACACGUGGCACAAGGGUACGCGCUGCGAGUCCAUCGUCACCGAUUUCCAGGUGAUGUGCGUGGCCGUGGGCUCGGCCGCGCUCGUGGUGCUGCUGCUCUUCAUGCUCACCGUGUUCUUCGCCAAGAAGCUCUACCUGCUCAAGACGGAGAACAGCAAACUGCGCAAGACCAAAUACCGCACCCCGUCCGAGCUGCACAACGACAACUUCUCCCUCUCCACCAUCGCCGAGGGCUCCCACCCAAACGACGAUCCCAGCGCUCCCCACAAGCUGCAGGACUCGCUGAAAUCCUGCCUGAAGGACGAGGAGCCGUUCAGCAUCCACAACUCCACGUCGCCCAAGCACGACGGGGGCAAAGGGGAGCAGCAGGAGCCGGGGGAGCUCAACUGCCUCCAGAACAACCUGACGUGAGCGGCGGGGCCGGGGGCGCCGGGGCCGGGAGCCCCCCGCCCCACAGCCGCCUCCUCCCCCGCCGUGUCCCUUCCCGCUCCGUGGCAUGCUUUGGUGUGUUUUGUACAGAGGAAAACAAAAAUUCCAGUCAUAAUUCGGCCGUGUCGUGGGGGUGUUUGGUUCGUGCUCCGUGUUUCUCGCUUGGGUUCGUUCCGCGCUGUGAUUUCUAAACCUUUGCCGUUCCGCAACUGACUUUUUUUGUACUUUU
This is a messenger RNA of Parus major (Great Tit), 838 nucleotides long. RefSeq names its product chondroitin sulfate proteoglycan 5 (gene CSPG5). The transcript has 4 exons. The annotation marks the transcript as partial. NCBI's taxonomy places the organism in Eukaryota, Metazoa, Chordata, Aves, Passeriformes, Paridae. The record is from RefSeq and is a predicted model, not a curated record. Gene Ontology annotation, biological process: nervous system development.